Molecule: messenger RNA, 1902 nt
Organism: Triplophysa dalaica
Lineage: Eukaryota; Metazoa; Chordata; Actinopteri; Cypriniformes; Nemacheilidae
Gene: sesn2
Product: sestrin 2
Exons: 10
Coding region: 129-1457 (442 amino acids)
Biological process (GO): negative regulation of TORC1 signaling; positive regulation of macroautophagy; regulation of response to reactive oxygen species
Cellular component (GO): nucleus
Molecular function (GO): oxidoreductase activity, acting on peroxide as acceptor; L-leucine binding
Source: RefSeq, a predicted model, not a curated record
CUGCUUUUCCACAGACGCUUUUACAGGCAUAAUGAAAUCAUAGAGGAGGCACCAAACACCUAUCAGGAGUCCUUUAACCGAAUGUUUUUUCUCUUCAGUCUGUGGGCUUAAAGCGUGUAUUCAAUCCAAUGAAGGAGGAAGGGGAUGUUGACAUACCCCAGACAUUGCCUUCUGGGCCCAGUGCCUUUAUCCCUGUUGAAGAGAUUCUGGAGGAAGGGCCUGCACAAGAGAUGAUGUCAGGUCUGUUGUCAGACGGGCGUGUGGAUCAUGUCACCAUGGCAAUGGGGCUGCAUUCCUCCUACCUGGCCUGUUUCCUUCGCACCCAGCAUGCUUUGCUGCAGCUGGAUGGUCCCUUGCCUUUGUCGUGGAGACAUUUUAUAAUUAUUUUGGCGUCUGCACGGCAUCAGUGUUCGUACCUAGUGCAGCAUCACACCGCUGCUUUUCUAUUUGCCGGAGGAGACGAGACUUGGCUCAGGGGACUACACUGUGCACCACCUAAAAUUCAACGCCUGCAGACUCUUAACAAGCUACUUGCACACAGACCUUGGAUCAUCAACCAGGAACACAUACAGGAGUUGGUUUGUCCUGGUGCAGAGGCCCGGUGGUCACUGGCAGAGUUGAUUCAGGCGGUGGUUUUAAUGAGUCACACCCACUCUUUGGUCUCUUUUGUUUGGGGGUGUGGAAUUCUUCCAGAGCCCGCGCAGUCAGGUGAUCAGGUCCAAUGUUCGCCUACAGAGUCAUGCUGUUCUGUCCGAGACGAAGCUAAAAAUCAACAAGAGUGGUCUGAAGCCGUGAACGAGGUUCAGCUUUUGAUGGAGAAGAUGAGGAUGGUCCAACAGCUUGGUGAAGAAUUUACACAGGAGGAGAUGGUGACUCGCUUUGAAAGAGAGAGAACUGAGAGUUUAUUGGAACCUGCCGAUGUCCAGCAUUCUGUUCUUCCCGAUUGUGUGUCACGGUUUGUUGUGGAUGCAGAUUUUACGUACCAGGAUUUCAGUCCCAGAGGAGAACAGGCCCCCCCAACCAUGAGAGCUCAGGACUAUUCGUGGGAGGAUCACGGGUUUUCACUGAUGAACAGGUUGUAUGGUGAGAUGGCACAGCUUCUGGAUGAGAAGUUUCAGGUGGUGUGUGCGCUAACAUAUCACACCAUGGCCAUGCACUCAGAUGUGGACACCUCCACUCUGCGCAAAGCCAUCUGGAACUACAUUCAUUGCAUCUAUGGCAUCAGGUAUGAUGACUAUAACUACGGGGAUGUGAAUCAGUUGUUGGAGCGCAGUUUAAAAGUAUAUGUUAAAACAGUUGCUUGUCACCCUGAGAAAACCACACCAAAAAUGUACUUCUCGUUUUGGAGACAGUUCCGGCACUCAGAAAAGGUCCACGUGAACCUAUUAGUGAUGGAGGCACGACUGCAGGCAGCUUUACUCUAUGCACUGAGAGCAAUUACACGCUACAUGACCUAAAAAGCACACAUGCUUUCAUAAACAGCAGUAAAGAAAGGAAGGACACAUGUACACACGCUCUAUUUGCAACCCCAGUUGUUCUUAAUAUGACACACACUUUAAAGCACACAGUAGCGUCUGUCGUUUCCUUUUCUUGUGUCUUUGCAAUACUUUUUUGCCUGUAUGGCACAGUUAAUGAUCGUCUGGGAGGGGGGAAUUUUGCACAUGAACAGCCUCUCUGUGACCUCUCUCUUAUUGUACUGUGAAUUUGUGUUUUUCAGACUGCAGUAUUUCGUUUUUGCGUGUAUGUUGAUGAACUUUGAGUUAACACUAAGCAACCUUUGUUGCCUCUUUCUCUCUCAGAUUGAGAGCUGACUUACAGCGGGCUAAACUGGAUGAAACAAGCACAUUUUCGUUGUUUGUCUUUAAAACGUUUUUAGAAAUAAUAAAAUAUUUUAUUAUGAGA